This is a messenger RNA of Athalia rosae (coleseed sawfly), 4206 nucleotides long. RefSeq names its product BRCA2-interacting transcriptional repressor EMSY. Gene Ontology annotation, biological process: regulation of DNA-templated transcription. The coding region runs from base 309 to 2645 and encodes 778 amino acids. The record is from RefSeq and is a predicted model, not a curated record. Lineage: Eukaryota; Metazoa; Arthropoda; Insecta; Hymenoptera; Athaliidae. The transcript has 15 exons. Gene Ontology annotation, cellular component: nucleoplasm.
GUUAAUAAAUGUCGACAUAUCAAAGGCAAAUGGGGUAAUUCCAGUCUGAUUCCGUGUUCACGACUGGUUGAAGCGUUGACUCGAUGACUGAUGGAUCUUCAGUACAUGCCCAGUGAGAGGGCGUAAGUUCGCGAGACUUUGUGAGAAUCGACUGGUAUUCGAGCGUAGCAGAUUGGAAAUGGAAUAUGUGACAACUUCAUCAUCAACUGAAAAUCCUGUUGUCAGCAGUCAGAUAAAAUGUAGAAAUAAAUUUUAAAUGAUGCCUGGAUUUGCUAAUAUCCUAUUGUGACUGCUUUAAUUCCACAACAAUGUGGCCGAUAAAGUUGGACCUGUCUCGUGAUGAGUGCAAGAAAUGUUUACGCUGUCUGGAAUUGGAAGCCUAUGGUAGUAUGGUGUCAGUACUGCGGGCACAAGGCUCAUUUACUAAUGAGAAGCAGAAAUUAUUGCAGGAACUAGCUAAAGCUCUUCAUAUAUCAAAUGAAAGGCACCGUGCAGAGGUGCGGCGUGCUGUUAAUGAUGAGAAACUAUCUACGAUUGCUGAACAGUUAAAUGGCCCAAAUACUGGUACAGAUUGGGCUAUUGAGGGUCGAAGAAUAAUUCCUCUCUUACCAAGGUUGAAUCCUCGCAAUGUUUUUACAAGCUUAGCUAAUAGUCUUUCACUUGCGACUUCUGUUGCCAAUACAAAAAUGCCAUCAACAUCAGCGGAAAAGUCAACAGAUGUAAAAGUUAAAGUGGAGACAGAAUCCGCCAUAAAAAAAGUGGAAGAGAAUGAAUCACCUGCAGAUACCACCAUUAAACAAACAGACAAUCAUUCCAUCAGUAGAAAAAGAAGAAGAUCACGAGUGGAGUUAGAGGAUCUCUUCUGCAAUGUAACCCAGCGUGAGGAUACUACUAAUAAUGUCAAAGAUGUUGUGAGACCUUUUUCUCGCUUAGGAUCAGAAUCAAUAUCUCCUGUACCAGUUUCAUUAUCGAAUAAGGUUAUUGUAGUAUCGACAAGUUCAGCUUUGGAUUUAGCAAAGAAUAGUGUCAUCGAUAACACUGCUACAAUCACUACCGUCAAUUCAUGGUGUUCCACAACAAGUAUAACAUCGCUUCAUGAUGCUUCCGUUCAUACCAGUGGAAGUAGUUCCAGUGGAUCAAUUGCUACAGUUCCAUGUAAAGCUAUGAUAUCUGCAAAUAUAUCACAUACGCAUGUGCCUACUCAAGUCAGUCGGUCAGUUUCAACGGUUGUACCAACAUACGUAACUGCAAUUCCGACCAGUAUAAUACGAGGUAAAGUGAUAUCGACACAGAGUAAAGUACAACCCAAAACAACGUCACUUGUGAUACCCAACAGCGGUCCACAAAAUCCUGUUGCACAGACCAUGCAGUCAGAAGUUUCUGAUGUACAAACAAAUAGCGACAUUGAUAGAAGUGUAAAACUAGUGCAAUUAACAAGCUGUGUGCAGAAAACAGUCAAAUCUAGCGGUAAUACGAGUCCUACAUGCCUGCAAAGGAUAACAAGCACAACACAAGCGAGUACGAGGCCAACCUUAGCCGUAAAAUCUAUGACGCCAAAUAGCGGACCUCGACUGGUGACUGUAAAUACUGGAGUUGCUUCAAGCGGGCCUGGGCCUCCUUCUAUCAGACCUACCACAGCAGUAUUAAGGUGCAAAAAAAUGUCUGCUGUUAAACCUGGUCAGCAGGCUACCAAAAUGGGUAUUACAUUAAAUUCUAGUAAAACUGUAAAUAUAGGAUCCAAUUCUGGCUCAAGAGUGGCGGCUAAAGCAAAUGUAAUUGUUGUACAAAAAGGUCCCGCCAGAGGUGUUACGCUGUCUCAUGCUGGAAAGGAAGUAUUAGGUAAAGUUAUAAUGGGUGGAAAAAAUUUGUGCUUAUCAAAUCAGCAAUCAGCUGGUACGAUAGCAUUACUCCCACGUAGAAUUUCCACUAAUGGGGAACAAUCUUUAGCCAUGCUAUCUCCUAUAAGUUCCCCUCAACCGGAGUGUGUAAAAACGAAUACAAAAUCUGGAAACAUGAUUGUCUUCGACCUACGACAGGAUUCUUUAGAGAAAAGUAAAGUUCUUUCCGAGAUUCUUGAAGCUUCUGGGGUUUUCGGUUCAGAAUCAAAGACUGCUAUUUUAAACACUAAUUCCCAUACGUUAAUGAAGGAACAAAAUACAGAUGUUCAAACGCCAAUAUGCCCCAAAAGUAAAUCCCCGCAUUUGAAGAGUGGUGCUAACUUUAGUUUUGUAAUGGACACAAAUGAGCAUAGAAAAAAUAAAGAAACUAUAGAUAAUGUAAAUGCAGAUAUAGCAACGUCUCCGGUUGAAUCGCAAACUGAGGAUUCCAAAGAUGGGCUUGCCAAGCCUGAUUGUAUGAGUGAAAUACAAGGAACACUUGACCCUCAAACCGGAAUCUACACUUUUCAAACAUCAGAAAAUAACCUGCACAACAUUCAGACAGACGAAUCUAUGCCCAGUUCAGAAAUCGAUAUAUUUAGCACAGCACUGGCUUCGACAGACAUAAACUUAGAGAAUUUUCAAUACGUCGAUACCAAUGAAAGCAAUAACGUCUUGGAUGACGUUAGAAGUCAAAUUCUAACGAUUGAUCAAAUAAACGAUUUAUACGAAAGUCAUCAAUCAAUAACCGACAAAUCAAACUGUUAACAAUGAGCUUGUUUCUCAAUUACCACCUUUUUGAUUUUUAAAAUAUUAAUAUAUAUUUUAUACGUAGGUUUAAUAAGAUUUAUAAUUUUUUCGGCGUAAUAUUGGAAUUGUUUGAUAUUUAUAUCAAUACUAAUUAUUCUACAAUAUCUUUAAAGGAAUUAAAUAUCUUAUUCUGUUGAUACAAAAUUUAAUCGAAAGAUAAUCUCCAACUGAGCAAAUAUUAAUUUGUCUAGUAUUUGGGUGAUCGUCAUCGUUGUGUUUUUCCAGAGACCGUUAAUGCGAGUGCCAAAAUAUAUUUCUAUCUCCUGAAGAUUGUCUGAAAGUAAUCUAACGACCAGAAAGAAAGAUCUACGAAUGUUUGUUAAUACAUCUAUCCUCGAAAUCCUAGCAUAGAAGUGCAGAAUUCAUUUCUAGUGUCAAUUCCAUGAGUGAUACUCGAAAAAUUUGUUUGGUUCCUACAUGUAACUUAUAUUAUCAAACCGAAAGUCCUUUUGAUUUAAGUAAUCACGUAGGUUUGAUUAAAAUAAAGACAAUUAGAAACCAUUGUGAUAAAAAGCGGACAACUGCCGUCCUGUAAUUGUAUUUGAUACAUGUCUAAUUUGAAUUUAUCAUCUACGAAAAAAUCUGUGACGUACUGCUCCAUGCUAUGUAUUGUGAAUACAUAUAUAAAGUUAGUGCUAUGUUUCAUGUGACGUGAUAUUUGUAGCAAGAUUACUAUCCUUGAUUUUUAGAUACAUGAUAGAACAUGAUGUGUCUGUUCCAUUGACAAUAUGCAAGACAAUGAUAUGUUCUACUUUGCUAGUCUAAAACAUGCAUUGAUGUGUAUUAGAAUUUUCAAAUUACUGUUAUUGAUACUUGUGAAUGAUUCAACAGAUUGAUUCCACAAACAAUAAGGUCAUUGCAAGUGACACUAGGUGUUUAAAGAUUGUUUGUAAAAAUUUUUUAAUUUCACGUUAAAUUUUGUCUGCUGAUUUAGGCAUUUACAUGCAAAUAUGUGCAUGCAGCAUAUACUUUGUAAGCCGCUCGUGCUAUCAGUUUGGUUGUCAUUGGUCACAGCCUAAUCAAGUCACUAGUUCGUCCCCGUGAGAUAGUCAUUAUAUUCAUGCAAUCGCACAAAACAGUAUUUUUAUGGAAUAUCAGUUUCACAGUUUCAUGACGUUUCGAAAAAUUCAAAGUCAUACCAAAAUCAAGCCUCAAUGAUAACCGUUUAUCGCUAGCAACUCAUUCCUGUGUAGUUGCUGUAAGAUAUAAAUCGUUUUACCUCUUUAUUACUUAACACUUUAUGCAAACUACCGGCCAAUCUAAACAACUACCUGAUUCUUUCCUUGCUCAAGUGCCAUUUAUUAGUACUAUUUCCAUGUCUUCACCAUAUUGUCAUCUACUGCCCACUGUCAAAUCAUUAUGUUCCAAAGAAAAGCACCAUUACAUCACGUACUGGAAUUCUUGACCUGCCAAGAGACAGACGAUAUUUUGGCAGCAGGAGUUUGUUUAUUGUACCUCAAAAUCUUUUUCUGUUUAUAUUUCUAGGAAGGUCACUUUCAGUGUCUACCAUAUAUAUUCA